AUGGUCCCUGUUUUGAUUGGUCCAACACGCUGCACGCUGAUUGGUCCGUUCCGGCGCCUGACUUGCACCCAGGUUUUCCAAACUGGCCCGACCCUUGUGUUUCUUUUCCAUAGGAAAAGUGAUGACCAGGUAGCGUCUAUUGGUUUAAAGGCACUGACACCCUGUUUCCUCAUUGGACGACAACCCAAGCUUCUGAUGGAAGAAGAAGAACCAAGAGGAGGAGGAGGGCAGCACACGCAAGGGGACACAUCACGGCUAGGGAAAAGAAAACAGGAUGGAACCCUCUCAACUCAUUCACCCACGAAACUUCAGCGAUGUUCAUCACCCCAGGAGGAGGAGGAGGGCAAGGGGGAGGAUGCCAUGGAGGUGGACGCGCCCACCCCGUUAGAGGGGAAGGGGAAGGAGAAGACAAAGACGAUGAAGAACACCACUGUCCAGAAGGAGGAGCUUAUUUAUGUGAUGGCACAUAAUGCACGAUCCUAUGAUUUGCACUUGAUCCUGAAGGGCCUGUACCCCCAUCUGGUGAAACUCCCCACCAAGAUUCGGAAUGGACAACAGAUUUUACAGGUUACCCUGGGAAGAUUGUGUUUCCAAGACAGUUUGAAUUUCAUACCCUACCCACUGAAAGCAUUUCCAAAGAGCUUUGGACCAAAUGAACUGAAGAAAGGGUAUAUUCCACACUUUUUCAAUACCGAAGCCAACCAGACCUACAGAGGUCCCUAUCCACCAGCCGUCAUGUACGAUCCCGAUGGCAUGUCUCCCACGGAACGCACUGCCUUCCUCCAGUGGCAUACCCAGGAAGUUCAAGAAGGAGCCUUGUUUGACUUGCAAGAAGAACUCUUAGCCUACUGUCAGAGUGAUGUCGACAUUUUGAGACGGGGAUGCGCUGACUUCCGACAGAACGCUAUCAGGACAGUUCUCAUGGAUCCCUUUGUAGAGGUGAUGACAGCCGCUGCAUUCACCAUGAAAUCCUUCCGAAAACACGAUCUGAAACCCAUUCUUCCACCUCAAGGCUACCAACCCAAGAGAAACUUUUCCCAGGCCUGUAUGCACUGGUUAAGUUAUCUCAUGGAGACGGACCCCGAUCUGCACCUCCAGCAUGCCAGGAAUGGAGGUGAAAAAGAGUUCACGUGUGGAGAGGGCAAACAUCGUAAGAGUGUGGAUGGCUACGAUUCAACGACAGGCACCAUCUACGUAUUCCUGGGGUGUUUCUGGCAUGGGUGUCAGACAUGUCACAAGACCAAACAUGGAGAACCUCAUCCCGUCCUGGGCACGUCGAUGGGAGCACGUUAUAACGACACCCGCUACCGCCUGAGUCUCUUGAACCAACACCCUGAGGUGAAAAGGGUCGUCACCCUGUGGGAGCACGAGUUUAAAAAAAUGCAACAGGAGGACUCCGCAUUGCUUGCUUUCUUGCAGGGACCCCACUGUAUCCACGUACCUGGACCGCUCAACCCUCUCGACGCCUUCUAUGGAGGACGCACCAAUGCCACUCGAUUAUGCUACGAAGCCCAAGAAGGUGAAACCAUCAAGUAUAUCGAUAUCUGUUCACUUUAUCCUUACAUUUGCCAAUCCCCAACCCUUCUCCAUCAACCACCUGUGGACACGUUGUUUGAGCUGAAAGGACUUAUCCAAUGUCGUGUCCUACCGCCGAAACGACUCUACCAUACCCGGUCAAACUCACCCUGCGAGCACACGGACGAAGAGAGGUCUUGGGUGGGCACGUACCCCACCAUAGAACUCCAUGAAGCCGUGAAGAAGUAUGGUUACAAGGUGCUUCAGACCUUCGACGUUUGGCAUUUCGACACCUUUGUACAGCAUGAACCCGACACCCAGCAAGAAGGACUCUUUGACACCUAUAUUGAUCGUCAUUUCAAGGAGAAGCUAGAAGCCAGCAGAUACCCCGAGGGAUGUACCGAUCACAACGCUUACAUCCAGGAGAUCUAUGACAAAGAAGGCAUUCGGUUGGACAAGGAUCGCAUCGAAAAAAAAACAGGACUUCGCACGAUUGCCAAGCUCUUUCUUAAUUUGCUCUUGGGCAAGUUCGGACAACGGUUAGAAGAUAGUCAGAACGUCUAUAUGAACGAUCCUGCACAGUACUUUGCCUUGCGGAGGGAUGACCGAAAUACCAUCGAGGAUGUCACCGUUGUCAACGAACACAUGAUGGAAGUGACCUAUACCCACAAGGAAGAAUUCCAAACCUCUCAUUCUCAUUUCAAUGUCGCCAUAGCUGCUUGGGUCACUGCACAAGCGCGUCUCAAGCUGUACGAGACCCUCGCCCUGGUGGGUCGCAGGGUCUUGUACUUUGACACGGACAGCGUCAUUUACAUUCAUCGACCCCACGACACGAAUUCAGAUUUUGGCCAUUCGUUGGUUGAGUUUACAGACGAACUGGACGGAAACACCAUCAAGAUGUUUGUAUCAGGAGGCCCAAAAAACCAUGGCUUUGAGUUAAUGAACCCCAGACCUGAUGGAACACUCACGACCUGCAAAGGGUUCACCAACAACACCUCAACUUUGACACCAUGA
This is a messenger RNA of Haliotis rufescens (red abalone), 2529 nucleotides long. RefSeq lists its product as uncharacterized. The coding region runs from base 1 to 2529 and encodes 842 amino acids. The record is from RefSeq and is a predicted model, not a curated record. The transcript is spliced from 2 exons. Gene Ontology annotation, biological process: DNA replication. Gene Ontology annotation, molecular function: DNA-directed DNA polymerase activity; nucleotide binding; DNA binding. NCBI's taxonomy places the organism in Eukaryota, Metazoa, Mollusca, Gastropoda, Lepetellida, Haliotidae.